Molecule: messenger RNA, 699 nt
Organism: Parnassius apollo (apollo)
Lineage: Eukaryota; Metazoa; Arthropoda; Insecta; Lepidoptera; Papilionidae
Source: the annotation of a GenBank genome assembly
AUGAAUUUUUGGUUGCAUAUAUUUGUAUUAUGCUUGCCAUUGGUUUACUGCAGUACCGUAAGGAAUGUUCAUCUUAUUGACCCCAUACCUUAUAUGAUUAAAUUAAUAACUGAAACAAUGAUUCGGAUGGAAGACGAAGGAUGGUGGAAUUUAAAAAUUCCUGACGUUUCAGAAGACGUUAAUGUGGAAGUUGUUGAAGAAAUCAUCAAUGGUACGGUCUGGUUCAAGAACGGCUUUGUUGUAUCUAUAAGACAAGUGGCUAUAGUGCAGCAUACUCUAGGACAGGUUUGGCGAUAUAAUAGCGCUGAAAAUACGACGACUGUAGAAAUCACGGGUACGAUGAGGAUGAACGACGUGACCCUCGGUUUUGAUGUGGAAGCAAGUCUGACAAAUGGGGUCCAGCACUACACUUCUGAAAUCGUUCUGCCGGAGAUUGCCUACGAUAUGAGAGUUAUUAGAGAUAUGUUCACCGACCGCAUUGAUGUAAGCAUUACUCCGUCUUUUUCAAGAACUAUAACAAACAGAAUGAAGAUAUUGCCCGCUACUAAUGUCGCGGAUAUUUUUGCGAGUUUGUUUGUACUAGAUUUUGUGGCUCCUGGUGUAAACUCGUGGACUUCGGAGUUUUUGCACCCAUUUGCGAAGGAUCUAGUCGAAAAUGUUCUAGUAUAUCCCACAAUUUGCUACGAUUGUCCUGCAUAA